AUGAGCGCUCCCGAAGGACGGCGCCAGUCGCAGCGCAUUGCCAAGCGCAGCGCGGAGGAUGUGCCCUCUGCAUCCAAUCCCGUAGAGAAGAGUGUGAAGCGAGAGCCUGUCAAGGCUGCGCCGGCCAAGGCCGCGCCUGCGGCCGACGAGGCGGUGACGAGCUUAUCGGUGGGUGACGCGCUCCCCGCGCUUGUCCUCCUCGACCAGGACAAUGAGGAAGUGCGCAUUGCAGAGCUGAACAACGCGGUGCUCUUUACGUACCCCCGUGCCAACACGCCGGGGUGCACGAAGCAGGCGCAGUGCUACCGCGACGCAUCGGAUGAGUGGGCGGCCGCCGGCUACACCGUCUUUGGCCUCUCGAGCGACGCACCGAAAUCGCAAAAGACGUGGGCGGCGAAGCUCGGACUCAAGUACCGCCUGCUCAGCGACCCUGACCGCGAGCUGAUCGGCGCGCUUACCGGAAGCAAGUCAAGCACGAAGCGCAGCCACUUUGUCGUGCGCGACGGAAAGCUGGCGCUGUCGUCCGUUGGCGUCAAGCCGGUCGAGAGCUCGCCUGCUGCCCUCAAAUUUGCCCAGUCGUAG
Molecule: messenger RNA, 582 nt
Organism: Malassezia japonica
Lineage: Eukaryota; Fungi; Basidiomycota; Malasseziomycetes; Malasseziales; Malasseziaceae
Gene: DOT5
Product: thioredoxin peroxidase dot5
Exons: 2
Coding region: 1-582 (193 amino acids)
Biological process (GO): cellular response to oxidative stress; cell redox homeostasis
Cellular component (GO): cytoplasm
Molecular function (GO): thioredoxin peroxidase activity
Source: RefSeq, a predicted model, not a curated record